UGAUCGGGCUGUGUAAAAACUGUGCAAAAACCUGCAGUUGUCAUCUGGCAAAGGGAAAGGCUGCCUUUCCACCUAAGGGCUCCGCAGCCCUGAAUCCCAGAUCUUUGCUUUCCUCUUCCUUGCUUCAUUAUUUUCCCCUGGCUGCGUUUGUUGCAACCCGUCCAGACCCACCGGCAUCCGUGGGGGUGGAAUCCAUAUUCCACACACUGUGCAAGAAGGCAAGCUUUAGGAGCCCGGUUGCGUAGGUUUGGCAAAGGCGCACACACCGCCAUCCCUUGCUUUGCAUUGUCAAGGGCAGGCAGGGAGACGACGACCAGGUUUCCCCCCCAUUUGUUUCUGCAGCAGAGUCGACGUCUUGCUUUGGCAAGGCUAGGGAGGGAGCGACGGUGGGCCCUGGGCGAUAAGCAGUCCUUGCAACGGGAGAACCCCAGAGGUUUUCUUUCCAGAGGAGGGGACGCCAAAAAAAUAUAUCAGCCCGAGCCUCUUGCAAAGGAAUCCACUGCGUUUUCAUUUGCAAAAGCUGACUCCACGGCUCCCUUGCCUGGCAGGAGAAGGAAAUAGCCGGGCGAGGUAUAUUCUGCAGGUCGAGAACAAAAUCCAACAUGGGCUAUUCGGGAAGAGCCGCGUCUGACAUGUUGUGCCUACUGCUGCUUUGCUUUGUCCCUCUGCUCAAAGGCCUGCCCCUCUGGGAAAAUGGUGAUGUGGUCCCAGCCACUCCCUCCCCUCAGGAGGCCCUGUCUUCAGAGGCCAUGGCUGGACCCAAAGAGGAAGAACUGGGGGUUUCGGCUGAGGUGAGGGGAUCCUCGCCCACCAAUGUUGAAGGCUCUGAGCUGCUACAGGGAGCGCUGCUGAGGAAGGAGUUUCUGGGGGAUGAACUGAUGGAGGAGCCCAUCCCUGGUGGUAGCCCUUCCACCCUGCCCCCCUUCCACCCGCCCAUCCAGCACCUAGAUGGCAGGAUGGUCCCCGAGACCUCUGAAGCCACAGCCACCGGCCCGUCCCCUCUGACCACGGCAGCGCCUCCCACUGGCUUCCUCACGACCCCGCCAGCCUCCACGGUUGCUGCUCUUCCACGCCUCCCACCGCCACCGGAUGAGGCUGGUUCCACCAGCCAGCACAUAUCUGCCACCACAACAGCCUUCAUCCCCGAAGGUGAUGAGGAGACCACAACCACUCUGAUUACCACAACAACCAUCACAACAGUGCACACUCCUGUACUUUGCAACAACAAUAUCACUGAUGUAGAGGGCUACGUCGAAUCUCCUGAUUAUGCCGGUGCCACUUUCUAUGGAGGCUUGGAUUGUACAUACACGAUCUCCGUUUACAUGGGAUAUGGGAUAGAAGUACAGGUUCAGAGUCUGAAUCUAUCGAAAGAGGACUCUCUAACCGUGGAGGGUCUAGGACUGGAGAAGCCAGUGGUCUUGGCCAACGAGUCCCUGAUGGUAGAAGGGCAGGUGAUUCGAAGUCCCACCAACCAAGUCUUGAUUCACUUUCAGAGCUAUCACACCACCACUCCGGGAAUCUUCAAAUUUCACUAUCAAGCAUUUCUGCUUAGCUGUGCCUUUCCCAGCCGGCCAGAGAACGGCGAUGUUAUGGUGACUGACCUCCAUCCCGGAGGCUCCGCCACUUUUAAGUGCGAAUUGGGCUUUCACUUGCAAGGAGAGGAGACGCUGAUCUGCCUCAACGUCAGUCGCCCUCGCUGGAGUGGCACCAGCCCCACGUGUGUGGCUUCCUGUGGAGGGACAAUUCACAAUGCCACUCGUGGGCGUAUUGUGGCUCCUGAGGCACCAGGUGGGCCUCACGGUCGGAACCUGACCUGCCGUUGGCUGGUGGAGGCGCCUGAGGGACAGCGGCUUCAUCUGCACUUUGAGCGAGUGGCCUUGGAUGAGGAUAAUGACAAGUUAAUGAUCCGUAGUGGGAGCAGCGCCUUCUCCCCUAUCACCUACGACUCUGACAUGGACGAUGUCCCAGAACGGGGGUUGCUGAGUGAUGCCCAGUCUCUCAUCGUGGAGCUGACCAGCGAGGGCCCGGCCACACCCCUCAUCCUCAGCUUGCGUUAUGAAGCUUUCGACGAAGACCGAUGCUACGAGCCGUUCCUGGCGCACGGAAAUUUCAGCACGUCUGACCCGCUGUAUCGUGUGGGGACCGUGGUCGAGUUCGCCUGCAGCGCUGGAUACAUGCUCGAGCAAGGGCCCUCUGCCAUCGAGUGCGUUGAUUCGAGAGACCCCCGCUGGAACGAAAGCGAGCCGACGUGUAAAGCAUUGUGUGGGGGGGAGCUCUCGGAGCCCACCGGUGUUAUCCUUUCGCCCGACUGGCCCCAGUCCUACGGGAAAGGCCAGGACUGUGUUUGGGGCAUCCGGGUGCAGGAGGACAAGCGGGUGCUGCUGGACAUCGAGAUCCUCAACAUCCGCAAGUCCGAUGUGUUGACCAUCUUCGAUGGGGGGGACUUAACGGCUCGGAUUCUUGGCCAGUACUUGGGGCCCCAUCCCCGCUUCAGCCUUUAUUCUUCCGGCUCAGCCGUCACCCUCCAGUUUCAGUCCGAUCCAGGGGACCCCCUCUUCGGGCUCAGCCAGGGAUUCCUGGUGCGGUACAAGGAGGUUCCACGGAACGACACUUGCCCCGACUUGCCGGAGGUGGAGUUCGGCUGGCGCACCGCUUCUCACUCCGCUAUCAUCCGAGGCACAGUUGUGACCUACCAGUGCGAGCCAGGCUACGACAUUGUGGGGUCCGACAUCCUCACCUGCCAGUGGGACCUGUCCUGGAGCAACAGCCCUCCUACUUGCCAGAAGAUUGUGAACUGCGCCGACCCCGGAGAAAUCAGCAACGGCAAGCGCAGCGUCUCAGACCGCCGCUUCUCCAUCGGCUCCCAUGUCCAGUACUUCUGUCACGAGGGCUACAUUGUAGAAGGGAGCAGCACGCUGACUUGCUACAAUCGGGACACGGGCACCCCCAAGUGGAGCGACCGGGUGCCCAAGUGUGUCUUGAAAUACGAACCCUGCCUUAACCCUGGUGUCCCGGACAACGGGUACCAAACGCUGUACAAGCAUCACUACCAGGCGGGCGAAUCCCUGCGCUUCUUCUGCUACGAGGGCUUCGAGCUCAUCGGUGAAGUCACCAUCACCUGCAUACCAGGACACCCUUCCCAGUGGACAAGCCAGCCGCCACUCUGCAAAGUGGCCUAUGAGGAAUUUCUGAACGAUCGAAAACUAGAAGUUACCCAGACGACAGACCCUUCCCACCAGAUGGAAGGCGGCAACAUUGCCCUGGCAAUCUUCCUUCCCAUCAUUCUAGCCAUCUUGCUGAUUGGUGGCAUCUAUGUCUACUAUACCAAGUUCCAAGGAAAAUCUCUCUUUGGUUUCUCCUUCUCCAGCUCUCACAGCUAUAGUCCCAUCACCGUGGAGUCUGAUUUUAACAACCCCCUCUACGAAGCUGGGGACACUAGAGAAUACGAAGUCUCCAUCUAGAAGCUGUUAAAAAGAAUCUGCAUUCUUUCCCCAUCCCGAGCGAGUUUGAGGAACAGUGACUGUGAACAAUUCCUGUUUAGGAGGGAAUAGCGGAAGGCGGUUUGCGGGGAGGGCUUAGGGGAAGGGGAGGGGGGAGAGGAGAUUUCCACACUCCUUCACUCUACCCCGUACAUCCAGCUUUCUCCCUCCCUCCCUCUGUUGCCGCCUCACUGUCUACUUUGGAUGCUAUUCGCAUUCCCUCCCCCUGUAAAUACCCUUUCAAUGUGCCAAAUGCGUUCACACACACACACAAACACAAACACACUUUCUGCUUUAUCUGUUUUAUUUAUCUUAUUUAUUAACCCACACCUCCUCCUCUUCCCUUCCCUCAGGUUUGUAUUUCCGUAGCGGCUGAGGAAGAAGGAAAAGGUCGACGGUAUUCGACCCCGUUCCGUUCUUCUUAGCCGUGCCCCCCCUCCCCCCUCCUUUUCCAAGGAGGCGGAUAUCACUUCUAGGUGCUGUCAUUUUAAAAUAUAUAGAUAUAUAUAUCUUUAUAGAGAAGGUUGUAAAAUAACGAGAAAACCAGCAUAUGUGGCUUGUAGGAGCAAUCCUACCGUAAAAAGCAAAAACAAAAAACAUCCUAAAGCAGAUGAAACCCAAGAAGAAGGGGGGAAAAAACAGGCAAGAGACCUAAAUACAGGUAGACGCUAUGAUGAGGGAACCAAAUUCAUAACCCCAGUCCGGAACACGCUACAAUGAAACGAGUCCCGUUGAUUUCAGUAGGAUUUUUUUCCCCGUGCAGGUAACAUGAAAUUGCAAAAUAAUAAGCUAGAGCCUCCCAUAAAAAGCCAAGAUGUUUCAUUUAACAGGGAGUAAAGCAGGGUCAGAGCACAGGUGACUUCUAGGGUUGCCAACAGGCCUGGGGAAAAUAUAUAUCCUGUCCCUUCCAUAGGGGCUUGAUGCAUGAAGAGGGCAGGUGAAGCUUUUCACAGCAUGGAGGUAAAUAACAUCAAUUAAUACAUAGCAUCCCAUUAAGCCUCUUGGUUCCCCCUGCCUCCAGGUACGUUGGUAACCCUUGUGAGUGCCUUCUGACCUCACUAUAAUCUGGACUCGAAAAGGCCCCGCAACAGACCUAUUGUUUCAUUGUCUUAUGUGAAAGAAGCCGGCGUACAAAACUCUUAUGAGAGUUUUAGAGACAUGAAGACAGUGUAACAGGAACCAAUCCUGCUAUAAUGGAUUGUAAAGCAGGACUCUUGAAAAAUUAAAGGGCACCAUAAUAGGACCUGUGCAACCCAAUCCCACUGCAUUCAGUAGGACUUGUUUCCAUUUAAAUGUGCAUAGAGUUGCAGCACUACUGACCAAGGGCUUUCUGAUUACAUCCUAUCACUUUUCCUCCCAAUUUCUGAUUUGCCUCCCGUCCCUUAAAAAAGCAAGAAAAAGGUCAAGAGGGCCUGAAACUGUGUAGGGCUUGCAAAAAAAGAAGAGAAUUUGCCCUCUAGAGGUAAUCCCUUUAAGUGGGACCAGCCUGAUCCUUGGAGCCUGUGUGAGGGUGCUGGGUUGUUUGCUUUGAGCAGCAAAUGACUGCUUGCCCAGUUAUAUUUUUAUCGGCAUCAGGGCAAUGUUUAGAUUUUCCGGCUCAAGUUCUGACAUUCCUUGGGUGCUCUCUGCUGUUAAAUAAGAAAACAUACCUUAGUGUUUUAAAGUAAGAAUCAUAAAGUUGGAAGGGACCCCAAGGGCCAUCAAGUCCCACCCCCUGCAGUGCAGGAACACACAAUCAGAGCACUCCUGACAGAUGGCCACCCAGCCUCUUUUUAAAAACCUCCAAAGAAGGG
Molecule: messenger RNA, 5272 nt
Organism: Sphaerodactylus townsendi
Lineage: Eukaryota; Metazoa; Chordata; Lepidosauria; Squamata; Sphaerodactylidae
Gene: SEZ6L2
Product: seizure related 6 homolog like 2
Biological process (GO): synapse maturation
Cellular component (GO): neuronal cell body; endoplasmic reticulum
Source: RefSeq, a predicted model, not a curated record